CACUUUGUAGAGUCCAUGCCCCUGACGAAUUGAGGCUGUUCUGAGGGCAAAUGGGGGGGUGCAACUCAAUAAUAGGAAGGUGUUAACGAAAUAGCUUAUAUAUCCAGUAACCAGGCAGGUGAACAAUAAAAUCAUUUAGCAUACAGACAGCAAAUAAACACAACAUAUUCCCACAUUUCCCUGGUCCGGGGUGAGCGUGAGGAUCGCGUCUUCCCGCUCUUUGAAGCAGUCCUCGUCCUCCUACUCUACAGGGGACGCGGAGGGAGACACUGGGGGAGACCGCGUCGACACCAGUCCCAGACGGGAGCUCAGGGGAUGAGCGUGGGGAGAGGUUAUUAUACGGGUAUGGGUUCGGUAUAUUCGCGCUGAUCUCCUGCUCGUCAUCUUCUAGUUGUAUGUAUGACGGCACGGUAGUGGGAAAAAUCCGUUACUCUUUGCUCACGCAAGUUUUUGUCUGUGCGCCUUGCAGGUUGGUAAAGAAUAAUUGAUGGAUGGAAUUCACAUGAAAGCUGCAUGCUUCAUACAUAUUAAAAACGUCACAAUGCGAACUUUUUAGUAACCAAUGCCAACACACAAACACAAAACAUAUAGCACGAGUCACAGUGAGACGUGAGCCAUACAUAAAAGUAAAACCAUAGACGCCAAAGAACUCCGAAGCCAUUCUAACGAUAAAUACUAGAUCAACGAUUGAUAAACUGAGUGUAGACUAAUCAGAAUUGUUUUCUUCAAUUUCGAGCCUUGACUGUCGUUUGGAUUGUUUGCGCGCGUGAAUUCACCUUGGCUUAAUGCGCAUUAUGAUGUCACCUCGUUGCCAUUGAGCUUCUAUGACGUCCAUAAACAAGUGCUACAUUUAAAAUUGAUGACGACAGAAAUCUUGUUUUCUGUUAUUGAGAAGUACCUGUGAAGCAAUAUAAACUUUUCGGCUUGCUUGCCAAAAUAUGGCCACUAAUAAUUUAGCGGAACAAUCGCCACAGCUAAAUAGUGACAGCAGGAGUGCAUCCCCGAGAGUGUUAGGCGUAGACCUAACGGUCCACAAACGGCACAACAGUACGCGGGUACGAGAUGUUGAAGCUGAGACUUCCGCGAUUGGCACUGACGUGGAUCUUAGGUACCUUCUGGAGGAAAACGCUCGACAGAUGCUCAAAUAUCGGAAGAGGCCUCGCCUUGACCACGAACAACUAGUGAAACUGAGCAAUUCCUUCUUCAAUCAAGAUUUCCCUACUAGGUUGUGGAAAAUAGUGGAUUCGGACAUGUUCAAGUCGGCCACAUGGGACAAGAAUGGCAUUUACAUGCUUCUCGACGAGGAACGGUUCACCAAGGAGGUGUUGCAGCGAACAGGAUUCCGACCUACUCUCCCAUGUGUCACCAUGGCAGGAUUCGACCAACAAAUGAUUCUCUAUGGUUUUCAAAAGCUCUCCUCAGCUACCCCCACCUCAAAGUUGUCCAUGUACUACCAUCACAGCUUCAGACAGCACCAGGAGAAGCUACUGAAGAAGGUCAAGGUACCGGUGGUUGCAGAGGUGGAAGCGGUGGAGGAGGAGGAUGAUGUGGAGAUCGUCAUGGUCACCCCUGGUCCUCCCCGUCAGCCCGACCCUCCUGUUACUCCCAUUAGCCCUCCCGUUACCAGUAAAGCUGAGACCCGGGACGGCGAGGCCGAGAAGGAUGAAAAGAAGGAGAAGGAGCGGCUUUCGCUAGCUGCCAAGGACCUGGUUGCCAAGAUCAGCUCGGAGGUUAACCAGAGGAAGACCGUUCUGCCAGUCACACCCUCCUCCUCCCACACCCCAUCCACACCCACCCCGGCUCCAGCCUCCUCCCCAGACCCCCCCUUUACCUUGUCCUACCCCUCCCCAGCCCCCCCCUUUACCUUGUCCUACCCCACCCCAGCCCCCUCCUGCUCCUACUCCAACCCAUCCACCCCUGCACAGGCCCUAACCCCCUAUUACACCUACUCCACCCCGGCUCCCACCACAGCCCCAGCCUCCUCCUCCCCAAGCCCACCAACGGCCUCUGUGGCUGGGGCAUCUUCGCAGACCUCCAGGCCUACCACCACCCAGGAGGGAAACAGCGGUAGUAGUCGAAGCAUCACUCCCAUAGCCCGUGGUUGGGUGAGGCUCAACCCCAACCCUUUCGACAGGGCACCAGGACCAGCUGGACCAGCCCCAGGUCCCCCUGAGGCCACCCCCGAUGCCUGCCCCUACCACCUAGCCCACUCUUUGGUCUUCACACCCUCCAUCAACCACCAGCUUUGUAUAGCCAAGGCCCAGUUCGAAGAGGCAAAUGAGGCCCAGGCACACCAAGCGCACCAGUCACAAGCCCAGGCCCUAAAUGCCCACCUGGCACAAGCUCAAGCUCAGGCCCAUCAGGCUCAAGCCCAGCAGGCCCAAGCUCAGGCCCUAAAUGCCCAUCAGGCCCAAUCUCAACAGGUUCAAGCCCAGGCCCUGUAUGCCCAGAUGGCUCAGGCCCAGAUGGCAUGGAUGCAAGCAGCGAUGUAUAACCCCUGGGUUCUCCAGGCCAUGCAAAUGCAGAUGGCAGCCUAUAUGUCCCCCCCACCACACUACCUGCACCGGCCAGCAGGGGGGUUCUCAACCACUCACCACAUAAACCCAGUCUUCCCCAGUGGGAGCAGUAGCCCUGCUGGAGCAGGGUCAGAGUCGGGCCGUUACUCCCCUGAUCUGUCUUUCUCCCCAUCCAAUCCCCGAACCCCUCUAUCCCUUGAUCCAUCCAUCCAUCCAUCCAUCCAGCUUAACCAAACCUUGGGUAGGCCUAUGAAAUACUUUUAG
Molecule: messenger RNA, 2780 nt
Organism: Salmo salar (Atlantic salmon)
Lineage: Eukaryota; Metazoa; Chordata; Actinopteri; Salmoniformes; Salmonidae
Biological process (GO): regulation of DNA-templated transcription
Molecular function (GO): DNA-binding transcription factor activity; sequence-specific DNA binding
Source: RefSeq, a predicted model, not a curated record